AGUUAUUUUUCCUCCCAAAUAAUCUUCAUAUUGAUCCGAGAAUCACAACAUAAUCUUCGAAAACUGAGUUGUGAAGUCGAGGGUGAGUUAAGCGAUGGGUACCAUAUAUUGGAUUUUCCAACACGACUUGAGAUACUACGGAUUUAUAAAGUACGAUAUUCCAGUGAGAACAUACCCUUUUGUAUAUCUGCCCCAAAUCUCAAAAGCUUGACAAUAUCUGGAUUUCGCCUGAAUCCUCAAAACUUAUCAGCAAUUGCUCAGCUUCAGAACCUUCAGGUACUCAAACUUUACUAUGUUAGAUUUGGCUAUCCUAGUAAAUGGAAGGUGAACAAUGGCGAGUUCCCUCAGCUCAAAGUCUUGAAACUACAAAGACAUUGUCCCCUUGAAGAAUGGACUGUCGCGGAUGAUGCAUUUCCUAACCUUGAACAGCUGUUUCUGGAUAGUUGUCGAUCACUUAAGGAGAUCCCUUCUAGUUUAGGGGACAUCUCUUCCCUUAAGUACAUUGAGGUAACGGAAUGCAACGAAUCUGUUGCCAAGUCAGCCAGGGAAAUCCGAGAAACACAAGUUGAAGAUUAUCAAAAUGCCGAUUUCAAGCUCUUCAUGUGGAAGAAUAAUUCAGGUACACUACUGAGAAAAUACAUCUGUAUUCAGUCUCAUUACAAACUCUAUAAACUGCAGAUGAAUGUUUUCCAGAUGAUGAUUUUGCAGAUGAUUUCUAAGGCGGGGUGGAGGAGCUGGCUAUUGGAAGCUGGGACCUAA
Molecule: messenger RNA, 759 nt
Organism: Nicotiana tabacum (common tobacco)
Lineage: Eukaryota; Viridiplantae; Streptophyta; Magnoliopsida; Solanales; Solanaceae
Source: RefSeq, a predicted model, not a curated record